AUUUAAACCACUCCUCCCCUUCCAUGGUAAUUUCGUGAUGACAUUCCAGCCUGUUUGCUGAAGUUCGUUCACACAAGCUGGAGCAGUUUGGGAAUCCGUUGGGAAACUCAGUGAAACUCAGUUUAUUUAUCAUGCCAAACUGGGGUGGAGGAAACAAAUGUGGCGCCUGCCACGGGACGGUGUACCAUGCUGAAGAGGUCCAGUGUGAUGGAAGGAGUUUUCACAAGUGCUGCUUCCUCUGUAUGGUCUGUAGAAAAGGGUUAGACAGCACCACACUGGCCAUCCAUGACCAGGAAAUCUAUUGCAAGUCCUGCUACGGUAAAAAGUACGGACCAAAGGGAUACGGCUAUGGUCAGGGAGCAGGAACACUCAAUAUGGACCGCGGUGAGAGGCUGGGCAUCAAACCUGAAGAAACCCAAACUCACCGACCCACCACCAACCCAAACCCAUCCAAGUUUGCACAGAAGUUUGGCGGCUCGGAGAAGUGCGCACGCUGUGGAGAGUCUGUGUAUGCGGCGGAGAAGGUGAUGAGCGCUGGGAAGCCGUGGCAUAAGAACUGCUUUCGCUGUGCCAAAUGUGGGAAGAGUUUAGAGUCGACCACACAGACGGAGAAAGACGGAGAAAUCUACUGCAAAGCAUGUUAUGCAAAGAACUUCGGACCCAAAGGAUUUGGAUACGGUCAAGGAGCAGGAGCUCUGGUCCACGCUCAAUGAUAGUACUUUUCUUUACUGUUAUUCAAGAGGUUGUUACUAUUAUUUCAAAAGAAGAAAAUAAUUUUGUUAUAUUUUCAUGACAAUUAACAGGGCUCGACAGCACGAGCAUGUCACUCGCAUUUGCAAUUAAAAAUAGAUUGAAUAUGUUCUGAUUCUUUAUGAUUGUUUGGUAACACUUUACCAUAAGGUUCCAUUAGUUAACAUUAGUUCAUUAAUUAGCAUUAACUAGCAAUGAAAAAUUCUUCUAAAGCAUAUAUUAAUCCUGGUUAAUGUUAAUUUAAUUUACUAAUACAUUAUUAUAAUCAAAAGUUGCAUCUGUUAAUAUUAUUUAAUGGACCUGAGCUGACAUAAACGAACAAUAAACAGUUGUAUUUUUGUUAACGUUAAUGUAGUUAUUGCUCAUUGUUAGUAAAAUAAUGCAUUAACUAAUGGGACCUUAUCGUAAAAUGUUACUUGUAAAUGUAUCCUUGUAUCCCUUUAUUAUGGUAAAAAAAACAUUUGAUCAAUUUGCAUUGCAAAUUCUCAUUCCAUAAUGUAAAAACAUUGAUAUUUAAAUUGUUUUAUAUUAAAUACUUUAUAUUAUAAAUUAUUUUAUAUAAUUUUUAAAAAAAUCAAAAUUACUUUAUUACAGUAAUGAGAAUUUGUGAAAAUGUCACAAUCCCAAUUUUUAUUAAUAAAAAGUCCUAAAAAUAAGGUUAAUUUUCUUUAUUCAAGAUAUUUUUUUUCCACCCUUUACAUGGUGUUAAUUGUUCAUAAGUUUAUUAAUAUAAUUUGUUUAAAAAUCAAUGAAUUAAGUAUUUAAUAAAAAAAAAAAAAAACUGAAAAUAAGGACAAAAAAGCCCUAAAAAUAAGGUUAAUUUCCUUUAUGCAAAAUAUUUUUUUCACCUUUUACUGGGUAUUAAUAGUUCAUAGAGUAGUACAUUUUACAAGCAUCUAAACAUGUUUAAUGUGAAAUAAACACUUGUUUUCAGUGCACUUUUCUUUUGUAGUGCAGUCAUAUUGAAAACUACUGCACAGACCGUACAUCUUUGAAUGUUUUAUUAAUAAAGCCAUUAAAAUUGAA
Molecule: messenger RNA, 1776 nt
Organism: Ctenopharyngodon idella (grass carp)
Lineage: Eukaryota; Metazoa; Chordata; Actinopteri; Cypriniformes; Xenocyprididae
Gene: csrp2
Product: cysteine and glycine-rich protein 2
Exons: 6
Coding region: 132-713 (193 amino acids)
Biological process (GO): sarcomere organization; muscle tissue development
Cellular component (GO): cytoplasm; Z disc; nucleus
Molecular function (GO): structural constituent of muscle; actinin binding
Source: RefSeq, a predicted model, not a curated record